Etheostoma spectabile (orangethroat darter) is the source of this 3785-nucleotide messenger RNA. RefSeq names its product LON peptidase N-terminal domain and ring finger 1 (gene lonrf1). The transcript is spliced from 12 exons. Lineage: Eukaryota; Metazoa; Chordata; Actinopteri; Perciformes; Percidae. The coding region runs from base 147 to 2384 and encodes 745 amino acids. Gene Ontology annotation, molecular function: ubiquitin protein ligase activity; protein binding. The record is from RefSeq and is a predicted model, not a curated record.
GACCCUAUUUUUUUAUGUAACAAUCGGGUGGCUGUCGGUCCAUUAGCCACACUGUGAAGGACCGCGGCUGCUAAAGAAAUGAAUGUAGGCUACACGUCAACAGAAGAAAACCUACAUUACAUUUAUUUUCUUUUUUUGAAACUACAAUGUCGCUCCAACCGCAAGUGGAGGACGCCCCGGAGGAGAGAAGCGCCUUCUUCAUUGGCGCUGACUCGGACAACGUCUUGGAAGGGCAGGACCACCAUCAAUUUAUGCUACAAAAAGCCAAUGCUCUAGCAUCGAAAAACGACCUAAAAGAAGCCAUUGACUGGUUUUCAGGUGCUUUGCAGUAUGGCCCUGUUCAACCAGAACAAUUAAGCACCUUCGUGGACUGUAUCCUCCGUGACUUUAAGAGAAAAGCGGCUGGACCAGAGUCUCUUUUGGGCCGGGGUCGCGAGGCAGGGGAUAGCUGUGAGGACGACGAUGUCUUUGACUGUCCUAACUGUCAUAGCUUUUUAGGUGUGCCUGUGACCAUAGCCUGUGGCCAUUCGUACUGUAAAAGAUGUUUACAACGACGGCUGCUCUCCAAAUGUAGGCUAUGCAAUGAACCCGUUAGCGGUGAGGAGAGAACCAACGUAAUACUGUGCGGACUUUUAGAAAAAUGGUUCCCCGAAGAGCUGAAUAAGUCUAAAAAGAUAAGUGAAGUGGAUGAGCUGUGUAGAAGGCGAUGCUACCAAGAAGCAGUUUCGCUAGCAACCGAUGUUAUUCAAUGUGAUCCAGAGACGACAGCAUUGGCACGACUAUCUCGGGCGGAGGCCUAUAUGGCUCUGAAACAGUACCAUCGGGCUUUAAAGGACACAGAACUUAGUCCCUGGUUCAGUUGUUCUGCUGAAGCUUUGUUCAGGAAAGCUAUGGUGCUGCAUGAGAUGGGCCAAGUGGACGAGUCCCUCCAAGUCUUCCUCCACUGUCUUGCUGUGGACGAGAACUUCCCCUGUGCUAAAAGACAAGUGGAAAAGAUCCUGUGUGGCCUGCUCUACCCCACUGAGGAGAAUGUCAAGGUUGGCCUGAGGGAAACAACACUGAACACGUCACCUCACUUGCGCAGUAAAAGCCUCGUGGCCGAUGCCCAAGCUGGACCACACAGCCCAGUCCAAAGACAACACCAACACCAGGUCCGCACCGCCUCGGCCCACCACCAUCUGGACAACCAGGAGAAACGCUGGGAUAGCCUGGAGCGGCCUGGUCUGAGCCGAGCUCAUUCGCUGCGGAUGCAUGGCUCUAGUUGUGUUGAGGAAGGGCUCAAGAGAGUUUGCUCUGCUCCUCAACUGGGCGACGAGGACAAGGCCAGCCUGCUGAAGAGGAAGUUGUCUGUGUCAGACACAGAACACUGUGUUGUGGACAAUGGAGGUAGCAAGCUUAAAAAACAAGGUGUGGUGAAAAGCUCCAAACAAAAGGCUGCCAAAGUUAAAACCUGCAGAAGGGUUGCGGAGGAUCUUCUGGACGCCAAUGACUUGGAGUGCUCUCUCUGCAUGAGGUUGUUCUAUGAGCCUGUGACUACGCCAUGUGGACACACCUUCUGUAAAAACUGUUUGGAGCGCUGCUUGGACCAUACACCCCAGUGUCCCCUCUGUAAAGAGAGCCUGAAAGAGUAUCUAGCAUGUAGAAAGCACACGGUGACAACUGUCUUGGAAACGUUGAUCAAACAGUAUUUGAGUCAGGAAUAUGCAGAGAGGACUAAAUCUCACCUGGAGGAGACCCGAGAGCUUUCUAAUCCGACAAAGAAUGUGCCUAUCUUUGUGUGUACCAUGGCCUACCCCACCGUGCCUUGCCCCCUGCAUGUCUUCGAGCCACGUUACCGCCUCAUGAUUCGCCGCUGCAUGGACACAGGCACGCGGCAGUUUGGGAUGUGUAUUAAUGAUCCCCAGAAAGGGUUUGUAGAUUUUGGCUGCAUGCUGACAAUUAGGAGUGUCCAUUUUCUCCCUGACGGACGAUCAGUAGUGGACACCAUCGGAGGAAAACGCUUUCGGGUCCUAUCCCGAGGAAUGAAGGAUGGUUACAGUACCGCUGACAUUGAGCACCUGGGUGAUGCCAGGGUGGAGGACGGCGACGAGCUAGAGAAACUACAAGAGCUGCAUGACGCAGUGUAUGAGCAGGCCCGCGUCUGGUUCCAGAACCUCAAAAUCCACUUCCACAACCAAAUCCUGCAGCACUUUGGACCUAUGCCAGAACGUGAAGCUGACAUCCAGGCAACUCCUGAUGGUCCAGCGUGCUGCUGGUGGCUGCUGGCUGUUCUGCCUAUCGACCCACGCUACCAGCUGUCUGUCCUCGCCAUGACUAGCCUCAAAGAACGCCUGGUGAAGAUCCAGCACAUCCUCACAUAUCUACAGAGCAUCCCCAACAACUAGAGCUUCUUCUUCUCAUCGCCGCAAACAUCUUUUAAACUUUGAAAUAACAUUCAAGCAACCCUGUAACAACAUUUCGCCAAGUUUUGUUUCUACUGCCAUCUGAUCCUUCAACUUUUCUUUUUACAGCUGAAAGACACCUCGUUUUACAGUUCUUCACAUAAAGCCUACACUAGAUAAACAGCAAAGCUGAAACAUCCUUAAACUGUGGGCAAACCACCUCAGGGCUACUUUUGCUGACGCACAUUAUUUUUUCGUGACUUUGGGAAAUUAUUUUUAAAAAAUAAGACAAAUAUGACAAGCUAUUCAUCUGCUCGCAUUGUUAAUGCUGUUUAUUUUUAUAAGAACGUCCCUGAAUGACCGUGUUGAAAGGAGAAGAGCAGUUCCCACUCUUUGUUGACAUUUUGUUGAUGCAGACAAAGGCGGCAAUAGAGAGAAGCAUAUCCAACAAUCAAUUUUGAGUGUACCUUCUUUAAAGAUAGCACUUUGCUGAGAUGAAGAGAGUAUUAUAGUUUGUGUUGUAUCGUAUUGUGUUUUCUAUGUGGAUUUAUGUUAAUAUGAAGGGGGGGUGAUUUGUGGAACAAAAUGCUAAAUGCAGAAAGUCCAAAAAUUUUGAUAAGUAAGUAAGCAAGUAGGCCUGCACGAUUAAUCGUUAUAAAAUCGCAAUCUCAAUUCGCCCUGUUCACGAUUUAAUUUUCUCUUCUUUUUUUUUUAAUGACUUCAAUUCUCGUUUAAUUUUACGAGCCGACUGUAUCAAAUAGAUUCUAAAGUGCUCCCAAGCGCUGCAAUGCUCUCCAUUCUCUUCAUUGAAGCCUCUAUGUUUACAGGCUUGUGGUGAUGCUUAAUGUGCUAUAGGUGCCAAAUAACAUCUUUGAUUGGUACUGCCAAUUUUAUUUUUUGUUGUCAUGGUUCAUGUGAGCAAUAAACAUCACACUUUGUGAGAAAGAAUCGUGAUAUCAAUUCUAAGCUAAAAAAAAUCGUGACUCGUAUUUCCCCCCGAAUCGUGCAGGCCUAAUAGCAAGAUAUGGUUUAAAAUAACCAUUGACAAGAGAUUUGUGCAACUAAAGAUUGUCUCAUGUGUACUAUAACACUCAUGAAAGUAUUAAUCUUUAUCUUCCAAGCAUCCCGAUUUCUUCAUACUCACUACCCUCACAUGCCGACAAUGCACAACUUCCAUCGCUGUCUCCUAGUAGUGGCAAAGGAGCCUCCUUUUGUAAGAAUGAGAGAUGUGUUUUUUUCUGUUGUUUUUCACCUUGAGAUUCUUCCAAGUUGUCACGCAAUGACAUUUAGUCUCUUCUAACAUCAUGUCAGAAGAACACUUAUGGCCCUACAAUCUUGUCUUGAGUCUAUGCUUUUUAAACUCUUCUUUCUCUCACAGUUAACCUUAAGUCGUAUGCACUAUUA